Molecule: messenger RNA, 3156 nt
Organism: Gadus morhua (Atlantic cod)
Lineage: Eukaryota; Metazoa; Chordata; Actinopteri; Gadiformes; Gadidae
Product: P2Y purinoceptor 2
Exons: 6
Coding region: 595-1629 (344 amino acids)
Biological process (GO): G protein-coupled receptor signaling pathway
Cellular component (GO): plasma membrane
Molecular function (GO): G protein-coupled UTP receptor activity; A1 adenosine receptor binding
Source: RefSeq, a predicted model, not a curated record
AGCCAAUGAAUCUUAGUUCAAAAAAAUAAUUAUUUGUAUCACUUUUAUAAAGCUAAAAACUGAAAACGGGUCCCACAGACCCGAACACCUUAUAAGGGUUAAAUAACUGCUCAUGGCCAAAAGAUGGCAGCACGGGAGGAGGUCUCUCAGAUCAAAGCCAAUCAGAGCACAUACUACGUCAUAUAGGCCACGCCUACUCGUGAUCUACUCAGAGCAGGACCCCGGCCCGAGGAGGGAGAGAUACUCUAGAGGCGGCGCAACCUCGGGUGCUCUGCUAAGCGUCGCUCCGCGCGUCAAUAUACGAUUCCCCUCCUUUUGCUUCAUAGUUACCAUACCGAAACUAGGGCAAAUAAAGUGAGUUAAAAGCGAUCCUGACUCGAGUACAUUUUCUAAAUAACGCAACAAUUUGGAUGGUGACACCGAACGUGAUUCUAAGGUCCGAGACUCGGUGACGCGCACCGGGCGAGACGCUCAGCAUCCCUUCAACAGGCGCCACAUAACAGGCGGUAGCCCGGUAGCCAUCGCUGUCCCUGAUGUCGGAGCAAGCAUUCCUCCUCUCCGUCUGAAUCCUGAUUGGGUGUCCCAGCAUCUAGGAUGAAUUUUAGCAACAAGUCUGCCACAUCGAACGAGACCAGCCGGAACCCAUGUCGAUACAAAGAGGACUUCAAGCACCUGCCGCUGACCAUCUUCUACUCUUUAUUCUUCUUAUUCGGCAUCUCCCUGAACGCCAUGGUGCUAGUCUUCAUCACGUUCCGCACAAAGCACUGGACCCCGUUCAUCAUCUACAUGCUCAACCUGACCAUGUGCGAUUUCUUGUUCGUCUUCAUGCUUCCCUUCCUCAUCUACUACUACGCGGGUGCCAACGACUGGCCCUUUAGCGAGCCCGUCUGCAAAAUCGUACGCUUUUUCUUCUACACCGACCUCUAUGGCUCCAUUCUUUUCCUGUCCGUCAUCAGUCUGCAUCGCUUCAUUGGCAUCUGCUACCCGGUCCGUUCCCUCAGCUGGCUUAGCAUUCGACGCGCCAAGCUGGUGUCCGUUGGCGUGUGGGCCUGUGUGCUCUCCGGUCAGGCCCCCGUUCUCUACUACUCGUGCACCAGGAAGUACCGCGAAGGCUUUUUUUGCGUCGGCACCACGGGCCCUGAGGUCUACUAUGAACUCCUGGUCUACAGUUCUGUGAUCUCAGUGGUGAUGUUCGCCGUGCCCUUCAUGGUGGUCAUGGUGUGCUACAGCCUGAUGGUGCGCAAGUUGCUGGGGCCCAGCUGGGGAUCGGGGGAGCGCCAGCAAGGGCUCCGGGCGGCCCACCGCACCAAGCAGAAAUCGGUGAAGAUGAUCAUCAUCGUGCUGAUGACGUUCAUGUUCUGCUUCCUGCCCUUCCACCUAACCAGGAGCCUUUUCUACUCCUUCCGAUACCUCAGGGAUAAGCACCCAGAGCAGAUAACCUGUGAACUGCUGGAGGGGUCCAGCAUAGCCUACGUGUUGACCAGGGUGAUGGCCAGCGCCAACAGCCUAUUCAACCCCAUCCUCUACUUCAUGGCUGUCCGAGGCUUCCGAAAAACCACGAAGAAGCAUAAACAACCUGACAACGGCCUUCCAGAAUGUGCAAAUACAGCGUUGAUGACAUCAUUAUGACAUUUUACUUUACCAGAUUCCACCAAAUCUAAAAAGCUUUGUUCUCUAUGAAAAACCACUAUGCUAGAGCCGUGCUGAAACAGUGUUAUGGUAGCAAAUCACUGACAUUUUUUCAUUUUAAAAGCCAUUGAAUUUUGUAUAAGGAAAUUUAACACCCUUGAAUUCAUUCCAUUGAAUUAUCUACAUAUUAUACUUUGAAAGAAAAGUCAUCUGAAUGUGUUCCUAUUCACCUCCUUGAAGAAAUAUAUUUAAAUUGCAGAUAUUCAAAAAAAGAAUCAUAACACAUUUAAGUAGUCAAAAUACGGUCUGUCAGUCAAGUACUGAAAGGAACUUGAGAAAUGAAUGAACAAGGAGAUAGGAGAACGAUGGCUGAGUUGUCCGGUUUUGUUUUGGUCGAACGGGAUGAACCCAAGCGCAGACAACGCAGGUUGAAUUAAACUGGAGGUUUUAUUGCAGGGAGGACGAGAGCAGUAGGGAACAAACAGGAGGUGGACAGACAAGGAUGGAUGACAGGCAGGCAGGGCUACUGGCAGGAAGGCAGGCGGAUGAGCACACAGGUUGGAUGGCGGGCGGGUAUGGGGGUUUGUGAUCCUGGGGUAAGAACAACAAGGAGAUUAGGAACAGGAUAAACAUAGAACACAAAAGGUAUUUAGAAAUACAAAACUUCCCUAGUGCCGAGACUGGGUAUCUACCACAGUGGCUGAAACAACGAUCUGGCGAUGAGUAGCUAAAGAUCCAGGGUUUAAGUAGGGCAGAGAUGAUGACUGGAGAUGGAUGGCAGGUGUGCAAGUCAGAUGUAACAGUAGCAAAAACAGAUGUAGAGCCGGGGAAAACGAGGGAACACCUUGCCCAAGAGGGAAGAGCAGAGCAUCUGCUGGGUAUGGCCACGGCCAUAACAGGUUUGAGUCGUUGUUACGUUUGUGUAACCGCCUAUAUCUAACUUGUGAUAAGCUGGUUGCUAUGUAGAAAAUUGAUUCUUCCUUGGAGCGGUAUUAUGUGAUUCAGAACGUGACUGAAGUGUGAUAUAUCAGAUUGAAGUACCCAUUGCAUACAGACAGGAUAUUCUAUCGCUUGCUCAUAGCAUCGUGAGGUCUGGUCAUUAAGGUAUCACAAAAACCUACGAUAGGAUUCUAAGGCACUUAUUUUGGCCAGGUACGAAAGGCGAUGUAGCUGUCUGCCGUACUUGUGACUGCCGUCACACCUGGUAGGUCACAGGAAAACCAAACCAGGUUAUUCUCCCCGCUCCCCUCUGUCCGAUACCUGUGUUAGGUGAGCCCUUCAGCAUGUGUAAGUCGAUUGUGUUGGCCCAUUGCCUAGGACGGUUUAUAUUGACGAUAAUGUGUGUUGCUACUAGAGCUGGGAGGACUAAUCGACAUAAUCGACAUGAAUAAUUUGCGUUGACGCGUCGCCUCCCACCCCCACUCUCACUCCAGUCCAGUUGUGGAGGUAAAUAUGCAACCCGGUAUCACGCGAUUUCGUGCUCAUGCACACGAACGUUAAUCUAUUGAAGCGUGUUCCAGAGCACGA